This is a messenger RNA of Wallemia ichthyophaga EXF-994, 1596 nucleotides long. RefSeq lists its product as uncharacterized. Gene Ontology annotation, molecular function: transmembrane transporter activity. Gene Ontology annotation, cellular component: membrane. Bases 1 to 1596 code for a protein of 531 amino acids. The transcript has 10 exons. The record is from RefSeq and is a predicted model, not a curated record. Gene Ontology annotation, biological process: transmembrane transport. NCBI's taxonomy places the organism in Eukaryota, Fungi, Basidiomycota, Wallemiomycetes, Wallemiales, Wallemiaceae.
AUGGUACAGCUACACACAGUGAACCGACCAGACCACCAACAGUCCGAGACAGCGGCAGUGACAAACGCGCUGUCUCAACUAAAGAACGAUUCCACAGCGACUAUUCCAAUUGAAGAUGAAAACAAAUACCUCGUUGAAUUCUCAGAGAAUGACUCAGAGAAUCCGAAGAAUUGGUCCCAAGUGAAAAAGUGGACCGUCGUAUUUGCAAUCACUCUCAUAAACAUUUGCACAGGCUUGGCGAUGACUGUAUAUGCCAGUAUUGGUGAUACUAUGAUGAGGGACACUGGUGCUACUCACCUCGAAUACAUAUCAGGAAUGACCACUUUCAUGCUUUCUGUCGCUUUCUUACCUCUCAUACUCUCCCCAAUGAGUGAGAGCUUUGGCAGGAGAAAGAUAUACCUCGUCACAACAUCUCUUCACGCGCUGCUCUUCCUGCCGCAAAUUUUAGUGAAAAAUAUAGCUGUUAUCGUCGUGAUGAGGUUGUUACAAGGUGGCUGUAGCUCUGUUGGUAAUACACUUGUUGGCGGUAGCAUCGCAGACAUGUUCAACGCCAGUGAAAGAGGAUUACCAAUGGCUGUGUUUUCACUAUUUGCUAUUGGCACCCAAGGUGUCGGUCCAUCUUGGAGUGGCUACGCUCAGAUUAAUUUAGACGGUAUCAGAGGGCUUGGUGGAUGGCAGUGGGCUCUCUGGAUAACUUUCAUCAUCAAUUGCAUCUCGUCGAUUAUAAACAUACUCGUAUUAAAGGAGACGAGAGCCAAUGUUAUUAUCGAAAGGCGUGCUCAUGCUCUCAAAACGAGAACAGGAUUGCCAUACUAUGCAACAGGAACGGUUAAAUUCACUGCCAAAGACAUCACCAUGUCCCUUAAACGCUCGUUCCAGCUCUUUAUCGAGCCAAUCGUCUUCGCGCUCUCACUCUGGUGCGGUUUUCUCUGGGGUGUAGUGUACUUAAUACUGGCAGCCAUUCCAUCUACUUUCGAAGCUGCCUACGGAUUCAACCCAGGUCAAUCACAUCUCGUUUUAAUAUCGAUAACGAUAGGUUCAGUCAUUGGAUUCCUAAGCAACUUUCACCAACAGUCCUUGUAUCGUCGCAGAGCUGCUAGGAGCGUGAACAACAAGUGUAAUCCUGAAGUACGCCUUUACUGGACUUGUGCAGGUGGCUUGCUCUUCUCCUUUGGUUGUUUAAUCAUGGCGUGGACGACACGUAACGAGGUUCAAUUUGUCAUUCCUUGCCUUUUUGGCUUAGUGAUGCUGAUCUGGGGUAUUUAUGUCGUCUAUACCGCACUUUUCAACUACCUCAGCGACUGUUAUGAGACAUACGCAAGUUCUGCUCAAGCGUCAACGUCUGCAUUUAGAAACUUUUUAGGUGCAAUUUUUCCUCUGUUCAGUAUGAAAAUGUAUGAAGAAAUGACUGCUCCGUGGGCAUCCACAUUGAUAGGUUUGAUCGGACUUGCCCUCUCGAUCAUUCCCUUCCUGCUUAUCAUGAAUGGUCCUGCUAUUCGCUCAAAAUCUAAAAUAGCCAGCCAGCUUGCAAAAAGUGAAGAAAGAGAAGCUGUCCAUCCGACUCUUAAGAGCGUACCUACUUUGAACAAAGUUUGA